CUUCCGGGUUGUCAGUCGGUUCACUGCUCAGAUCGGCCCCGACCCGGGACCCGGGACCCGAGCGGGAAUGGGGACAGUGAGGGGAGGGUUUGACUGCUCUAAAUGAGGAGUGGUGAGCGGCGAUGGAGGGAAGAACCCCGUUUCGGAUCUAUGACCCUGGUGGGGUGGAAGCCAUGACCUGGAACAGUCUGCAGCAGAACAACGCGUCCUACCAGCAGCUGCUGGCGGAGAACAGUGUCCUGAAGGAGAGGAUGAAGGGUCUCCAAAGUCUAGGAAACCUGUUGGAGGAGUCCCAGACGGAGGCCUUGAGGCUGAGGCAGAAGGUGGAGGAGUUGGUGCGCGACAGCGAGGACUUGAGAUCCAGCCCCGGCCUCUUGCUGGCCGAGACCUCGAGCCCCCAGACACCCACCGGCCCCCAGACACCCACCGGCCCCCCAGCCUCCACCGGGCCCCUGGCUUCCACUGUGCCCCCAGAUAAUCAAGACCUGUGCCAGGUCCCAGCACAGGCAGAUCCGCAGACUGGCGGGAUCCACACGCCGGGAAAAGCCGAACAGAAGCCGCCGGGCAGCGAAACGUCCUCGGAAUUUGAAAUCGUCAACAUGGAAGAGAAGAUGGAGAGAAGUGAAGGAGAGAGAGAGCUGGCUGGUGAGGAUGGCGAUGUGUCUGGAUACCUGAACAGACUGGGCAGUUCUCUCAGUGUAUUUGCUGAGGAGACGAACCGUAAGCAGCUCCUGGCUCACCUCAGCCGCAUGGCCGUGGACUUCUCCCGACUGACAGCCAAGGUCCAACGCAACGAGUCCAAGACCUCCGUUCUGCAGACGCUGUGUGAGCAGCUCCGCAGCGAGAACGAGGAUCUGCGCAGGAAACUGGAUAAUGACAUCCAGCACCAGAGCCGUGUGGUGGAGAGGAUCCAGCAGGAGAACGAGCAGCUGAGGCGAGCGAGUGGGGAGAGGGCACUGACAGGCCAGCGAAGGCUUACGGCCCCCACAGUGGGAGCAGAGGGCCAGCAGAGCCCCGAGGUCCCGGAGCAGGCGGGGGGGAGGAAAGAGCUGGAGAUCCUGGAGAAGAAAGCCCAAGCCCUGGAACAGCAGAGGAGGGAGCUGUUGGAGGUGAACAAGCAGUGGGACCAGCAGUUUCGCACUAUGAAGCAACAGUACGAGCAGAAGAUAGUGGAGCUACGCCAACGGUUAUCAGUCUCACAGCGAUCGCUGAGUGGGCAGGAGGCUGAUCGCGAUGUGCGGCAACGAGACUUUGACAAGCAACUGCUGCUGGCCAAGACCCGGAUCAGCAGCGGAGAGUCCGAGGUUAAGGAGCUGAAACAGAAGAACAAGUGUCUCCAGGAUCAGCUCAUGUCUCUGACCAAACAGCGGGAAUAUCAAGAGAGGGAAAUCCAGCGGCUCAACAAGGCUCUGGAGAACGUGUUGACGGCUCAGACUCCUCUGUUUGUCGCUGGAGAAACAGGUGUCGGUGCCCAGAGACAGGAGCUGCUCACUCAGCUCGAGGUCCUCAAACACCAGGUGAAGAUCUUUCAGGAGGAUUUCCAGAGGGAGAGGAGCGACCGGGAGAGAAUGAAUGAGGAAAAGGAGGUGUUAAAGCUUCAGCUGGAGCAGCUUCAGAGUCAGAACGGUCUCCUCAACACACAGGAUCCAGCAGAGAGACGUUCCUCAGAGCCCUCGGCCCGAGCCCCCACCCCAUUCUGCCCCGGCUACCCCGUGCCCCCCUACCCACCGCUCCCCCAGGUGCACGGGGGCUACGACUGGCAGAUCCACUACCCGCCCACGGCCCUGGGACUCGGGCCCGUGCCCUACCACCUGACGGACCCCCACUGGCACCCGCUCUGCCCCACGGCCCCCAGGAUCCCGGCCAACACACAGCCCGACGGAGCCAAGCUGAACCGGAUAGAUGCUCUGGCCCAUGGCCCUGGGAAGGGCCAGCACUGAGCCCAGUGACUACCUGACAUUGACCUGCUUCUCCUGCUCUCAACCUGGAGGAGGUCCAAACUCCCAAGUACCUUCAGUGUGGGCAGCCUAGUUUCUGGCUCUGUGUCUCUCUGUUUGUAGACCUGGCUCUUGCCGUUUCGAUUCGGGAGGGGCUUCCCGAGUUUCCAGUCGUGCUGGAUUUUUGGCAACAAUCAUGUUCUGCUCUGAAUUUCCAAACUUUGGUGUAAAAGCGAAAUGGCAUCAAAACCCCAGUUUGGAGAAUUUGCCAAAGUUCAGCACAACUUGAAAUUGGGAAACAAUAUGUUCCUGAGGUUGAAAACGGCUGGAAUCUAAUAGUCCCCCCACCCACCCUAACCCCCCUCCCCUACUUCGCAACCCAGCUCCAUCUUUCCUUCCCUUCUGUCCAGCCUCGGAGUGUGAGUAAUUCUUCAUUUGUCCACUUUAAAAAUACAAUCCCCUGAUAUUAAAAUCCUUGUUAAAUCCC
This is a messenger RNA of Callorhinchus milii (elephant shark), 2424 nucleotides long. It is a transcript of the gene tnip1, whose product is annotated as TNFAIP3 interacting protein 1. Bases 123 to 1940 code for a protein of 605 amino acids. Lineage: Eukaryota; Metazoa; Chordata; Chondrichthyes; Chimaeriformes; Callorhinchidae. The record is from RefSeq and is a predicted model, not a curated record. The transcript is spliced from 17 exons. Gene Ontology annotation, biological process: regulation of transcription by RNA polymerase II; cellular response to lipopolysaccharide; negative regulation of canonical NF-kappaB signal transduction.